AAGGUCUUCCCGGCCCUAGGGGGCGCCCGCCGAGCCGCGGCCCAGCACCUUGACCUGGGAACACGUCCUUUUGCUUCCUCCAGUGCUUUGGAUAUUGGAAUCCGGCGCAAAACAACUUCAGGUUUUGAGGUUCCACAUACCUGGGUACAGAGAAAUAGAAAAAGGAAAAAGGGGUAGCAGGGUGGUGACCGGAUCCCCAAAAUCCUCCAGCUCUAAAAAGCGAAACUUCCUUUCCGCCCUCGGAGGUGCGGCGUCCAUGGAGCGGGUCCUGGCACAGCUGUGCGGCACCAGCGCGGUGCAGCCGCUCCCGUUGUGGGAGAGGGACACAGCCGGCCACUGCUUCACCCAGCUGGUGCUCAGCGCCCUGCCCCACGCGCUCCUCGCUGUGCUCAGUGCCUGCCACUGGGGCACCCCGAGGAGUCCAGAUUACGUCCUGCUCUGCUGUCCUGGCUGGCGCCUCCGACUUACAGCUGCCUUGCUGCUCUCCAUUUUCCCACUGCUAGACCUCCUUCCAGUUCUUCUGCCACCAGGAGCAGGCCCAGGUCCCACAGGGCUGGAGGUGCUGGCAGGAUGUGUGGCAGCAGUGGCCUGGAGCAGCCACAGCUUGGCCCUGUGGGUAUUGGCUCAUUCUCCUAAUGGCCGCUCUCGGGGGCCCUGGGCUUUGUCUCUGGCAGCUUUCUUGCCUGCCCCUGCCUUGGUGCUGACUCUGCUGUGGCAUUGCCAGCAAGACACCUUUCUGCCCCCACUGCACCCAGGGCCCCUGGCCCGUCUGUGUCUUCUCAUUCUGCAGCUGGCAGCAGUCUUGGCUUAUGGCCUGGGCUGGGCAGCCCCUGGGGGGCCACCAUUGGAACCCUGGACUCAUGAGCCUUUCAUGUCUUCUGGGAGCAGAGAACCUGAGGUGGCUGAGGAUGGAGAGAGUUGGCUGUCACGCUUUUCUUAUGCCUGGCUGGCUCCCUUGCUGGCCCGUGGGGCUCGUGGAGAGCUGCGGCAGCCCCAGGACACUUGCCGCCUGCCCUACAGGCUGCAUCCAGCCUAUGUGGCCCGUGUCUUCCAGGCACACUGGCAGGAGGGGGCCCAGCUGUGGAGGACCCUGUAUGGGGCCUUUGGGCGGUGCUACCUGGCCCUUGGCCUGCUGAAGCUGGUGGGGACCAUGCUGGGGUUCUCAGGGCCGCUGCUGCUGUCCCUGCUGGUGGGCUUUCUGGAGGACAGACAGGAGCCACUGAGCCAGGGCCUGCUCUAUGCCCUGGGGCUAGCUGGUGGAGCAGUGCUUGGCGCUGUGCUGCAGAAUCAGUAUGGCUAUGAGGUACGGAAGGUGACACUCCAGGCCCGGGGCACUGUGUUCAACGUCCUGUACCACAAGGCUUUGCACCUGGGGCCCAGGCGCCCUCCUGCUGGGGAGGUGCUCAACCUUCUGGGCACUGACUCUGAACGGCUGCUUAACUUCACUGGCAGCUUCCAUGAGGCCUGGGGGCUGCCCUUGCAGCUGGCCAUCACCCUCUACCUGCUGUACCAGCAGGUGGGCUUGGCCUUUGUGGGUGGUCUGGUCUUGGCGCUGCUGCUGGUUCCUGUCAACAAAGUAAUUGCCACCCGUAUCAUGGCCAGCAACCAGGAGAUGCUGCAGCACAAGGAUGCAAGGGUUAAGCUCAUGACAGAGCUCCUGAGUGGCAUUCGAGUCAUCAAAUUCUUCGGGUGGGAGCAAGUGCUGGCAACCCGGGUAGAGGCCUGCCGGGCCCAAGAGCUCGGGCGGCUGAAGGUCAUCAAAUAUUUAGAUGCAGCCUGUGUGUACCUGUGGGCUGCUCUGCCAGUUGUCAUCUCCAUUGUCAUCUUCAUCACCUAUGUCCUCAUGGGCCACCAGCUCACUGCCACCAAGGUGUUCACAGCCCUGGCCCUGGUGCGCAUGCUUAUUCUUCCCCUCAACAACUUCCCCUGGGUCAUCAAUGGCCUCCUGGAGGCCAAAGUGUCCUUGGAGCGGAUCCAGCGUUUCCUCAACCUUCCAAACUACAACCCUCAAGCCUACUAUAGCCCAGAGCCCCCCUCGGAGCCAUCUACAGUACUGGAGCUGCACGAAGCCGUGUUCUCCUGGGACCCCACUGGAACCAGCCAAGAGACCUUCAUCAGUCACCUUGAAGUGAAAAAGGGAGCACUGGUGGGCAUCGUGGGCAAGGUGGGCUGCGGGAAGAGCUCGCUGCUGGCUGCGAUCACAGGGGAGCUGCAUAGGUUGCGUGGACGGGUGGCAGUAUGGGGGCUGUCCAAGGGCUUCGGCCUGGCCACCCAGGAGCCCUGGAUCCAGUUCGCCACCAUCCGGGACAACAUCCUCUUUGGGAAGACGUUUGAUGCCCACUUGUACAGGGAGGUGCUGGAAGCCUGCGCCCUCAAUGAGGACCUGAGCGUCCUGCCUGCUGGAGACCAGACCGAGGUGGGGGAGAAGGGUGUGACCCUCAGCGGAGGACAGCGGGCCCGGAUUGCCCUUGCUCGAGCUGUGUACCAGGAGAAGGCGCUCUACCUCCUCGACGACCCUCUGGCUGCUGUGGAUGCAGACGUGGCCAACCACCUGCUGCACAGGUGCAUCCUGGGAGUGCUGAGCCACACCACACGGUUGCUGUGCACCCACCACACCGAGUAUCUGGAGAAGGCUGACCUGGUGCUCCUCCUGGAGGCCGGGCGCCUCGUCCAGGCUGGGCCUCCCUCUCAGAUUCUGCCAUUGGUACAAGCUGUCCCCAAAACCCAGGCUAAGGAUGGACAAGAGCCUGGCUCAGCCAGGGCCCCAUUGAUACAGAGCCUGGAGGACAUGAAGGAGGGCCUGGAGGCAGAGCAGAGCACCUGUGGCCGCCUGCUGCAGGACGAGAGCAAGAAGGAGGGCGCUGUGGCCUUGCAGGUGUACCAAACAUACUGGAGGGCCGUGGGCUGUGCACUGGCCCUUGCCACCCUCUUCUCUCUGCUCCUCAUGCAAGCCACACGCAAUGGCGCAGACUGGUGGCUGUCCUACUGGAUCUCCCAGCUGAGGGCAGGAGGGAAUGGCUCUGGGGAGGUGUCAGCUCCUGCCACCCAGAGCCCCUCGGGGCUCUUCUCCCCACAACUGCUCCUCUUCUCCCCUGGAAGCCUCUGCGCCCCAGUGUUCCCACUGCCCAAAGCCACCCCCAAUGGCUCCUCUGAUGUCCGUUUCUACCUCACCGUGUAUGCGACCAUCGCUGGCAUCAAUUCACUCUGCACACUUCUCCGAGCAGUGCUUUUUGCGGCAGGCACCCUCCGAGCAGCCGCCACCCUGCACUGCCGCCUGCUGCAACGAGUCCUUCAGGCGCCUGUGUCUUUCUUCGACUCCACGCCAACAGGCCGGGUGGUGAACCGCUUCUCCUCUGAUGUGGCAUGUGUGGAUGACAGCCUGCCCUUCCUCCUCAAUAUCCUCCUGGCCAACGCAGUGGGCCUGCUGGGCCUCCUGGUCAUGCUGGGCUUCGGCCUGCCCUGGCUGCUGCUGUUGCUGCCACCACUCAGCGUCUUGUACUACCGUGUGCAGCGCCACUACCGGGCCUCCUCACGGGAGCUGCGGCGCCUGGGCAGCCUCACGCUGUCCCCACUCUACACCCACCUAGCUGACACCUUGGGUGGUCUCCCUGUGCUCCGGGCGGCUGGGGCCACCUACAGGUUCGAGGAAGAGAACCAGCGACUGUUGGAGCUGAACCAGAGGUGCCAGUUUGCUUCCUAUGCCACAAUGCAGUGGCUGGACAUCCGGCUGCAGCUCAUGGGGGCAGCAGUGGUCAGUGCCAUUGCGGGCAUUGCCCUGGUACAGCACGAGCAGGGCCUUGCUAACCCAGGGCUGGUGGGGCUUGCGCUGUCCUAUGCCCUGUCCCUCACGGGGCUGCUCUCGGGCCUGGUGAGCAGCUUCACGCAGACGGAAGUCAUGCUGGUGAGCGUGGAGCGGCUGGAGGAGUACUCCUGUGACCUGGCCCAGGAGCCCCGGGGCUGCCCUCUGCAGGCCAACAGCUGGCUGACCCGGGGGAGCGUGGAGUUCCAGGAUGUGGUGCUAGUGUACCGACCAGGACUGCCCCCUGCCCUGAAUGGGGUGACCUUCCGUGUACAGCCUGGAGAGAAACUGGGCAUUGUGGGCCGCACGGGCUCUGGAAAGUCGUCCCUGUUUCUGGUGCUGUUCCGGCUGGUGGAGCCCAGUGCGGGGCGGGUGCUGUUGGACGACACGGACACCAGCCAGCUGGAGCUGGCCGAACUCAGAUCCCAGCUAGCUAUCAUCCCCCAGGAGCCCUUCCUGUUCAGUGGGACCAUUCGGGAAAACCUGGACCCCCAGGGCCUUCACGAGGACGGGGCCCUGUGGCAGGUCCUGGAGCAGUGCCACCUGAGCGAGGUGGUCAUCUUCAUGGGUGGCCUGGACAGUGAGCUGGGUGAAGGGGGCCGGAGCUUGUCCCUGGGACAGAGGCAGCUGCUGUGCCUGGCCAGGGCUCUCCUUACAAAUGCCAAGAUCCUCUGUAUCGAUGAAGCCACAGCGAGUGUGGACCACAAGACAGACCAGCUGCUACAGCAAACCAUCUGCCAACGCUUUGCCAACAAGACAGUGCUCACCAUUGCCCAUAGGCUCAACACAAUCCUGAACUCGGACCGCGUGUUGGUGCUCCAUGCAGGGAGGGUUGUGGGGCUGGACUCCCCCACCGCCCUGUGUGACCAAGGACACUCAGUGUUCCGGCAGCUGUUGCAGAGUGGCCUGGAGGAAGCUGCCGCCCCUCCUGGGGACCCUGAGCCCCAGGUCGUGGCCCCCAGAACUCUCCCCUCGCUCUGAGCAGCAGGGCUGGUGCAGAGGUGCUGGCUAUUUGUUUACAUCCCCCUUCAAGGCUCUACCUCUCCUCACUGCCCAGAGGGGACAGGGGCCCUGGUGCCUUCCAGAGAAGCACUUCUUGGAGGGGUCAAGGGCCAAGGGCUCUCCCGGACCAGGCCUCUGUCCCCGCGCCCCUCAUCUUGGACUCUAGGUGGGUGAUUUUUCUGCCACAGGAGCCCAUUUUCAUUUCUAUAGUUUUAUUUGAUAAAACAUUCUGUAUAUUAAAAAAAUAAUAUUUCUGG
Messenger RNA from Heterocephalus glaber (naked mole-rat), 5058 nucleotides. It is a transcript of the gene Abcc10, whose product is annotated as ATP binding cassette subfamily C member 10. Gene Ontology annotation, cellular component: membrane. Gene Ontology annotation, biological process: transmembrane transport. The record is from RefSeq and is a predicted model, not a curated record. Gene Ontology annotation, molecular function: ATP hydrolysis activity; ATP binding; ABC-type transporter activity. NCBI's taxonomy places the organism in Eukaryota, Metazoa, Chordata, Mammalia, Rodentia, Bathyergidae.